AUGCUCUCACUGACUCUUCCAAAACAAUCACUUUCAGCUACGGUGAACGAAAUUCUCGACGAUACCCAGGAUACUACGUGUCGUGUGGUUGAUAUUCAACCUCGUAUCUGUGGCAUCGAGUUUCGCGAGGAAUUCAAGACCCUCGAGCCGCGAAUCCUUCCAAGUCAGGCACUCAUCAGGCAGCGCAGUGCCCAGAGAGCACAACAGCCGUGGACUAUGCAGAAUCAGGAUAUUGUCACCCUGGUCCAGGCUAUCGGCGACUGGAUUGAAUUCCCAUCUUCUUCACUGCUUAUACUAGAGACAACUUGCGGCAAACAAAUUGCCGCUGAGCUGGUCGGGAGCGUGCUGCAACCGAUAGCCGAAGCAGUCUGCUGGAGCCUCUCAGCCGCCGCUUGCAGGGAUGAGGACGUGACCGUGGCCAGCAUCCUGAGCAGCCUGGCCUGGCAGCUCUACAAAUUUGGACCCGUCAAGGCAGCAAGGUUUCUGGAUGGCAAAAUGAAUAACACAAAUGAGGCCCAAAUGGCGGAGCUGAUGCGUCUCAUGCUAUCGCAGUUUAGAAAUCGCUACAUCAUCGUCGAAGCGGACGACAUCGCUAAGGUCAGAAAGGAUACCAGCCAGUUAGACAAGCUCAGAUCCGCUCUGCAGACCCUUGCCGAACAGGUCUCAAGCGAGGACUGUAGAAUCAAAAUCCUCCUAGCUGGAUAUGGGAUGUCAAAGCCUGCCAAAAGCCUGACUACACGAGCGCCCGCAUGCUCCAGACGGGUCAUAUCACUGCGACCACCUGUUCCUAUCCCUAGCCUCAUAUAUCAGAAAGGAUUGAUCGGAUUAUUCGUGUUCUUCACCGUGCUCAACACGAUCACUGUUGGCCUGCGCGUGCUGGUACGCACUAAGCUUACGAAAGGAGCAUUUGGCUGGGAUGAUGUUGCCCUUGUCUUCACAUACGUGGGAAUGGUUCUUUUCGUUGGGCUGUCGUUACAAUCACUACACUAUGGAAAGUACGCUGCCGACGCAAAGCCGUGGCAUGACGAGACGAAAGCCGAUAUGUACUAUUUUGCAAUGUGUGUCGUCUGUUUCAUAAUAUCUGGGACUGUUAAGAUCAGUGUCGCCCUCGUUCUCUAUCGCCUUGAUAACCGUCCUUUCAUGCGCUCUGCCAUCAUUCUCGAUAUUGUCACAUGCAGUAUUUGGACUGUUUCCACUACGCUUUUGGUUUCCCUAGCUUGUAUGAAACGGAGCCCAUAUUACGGUAUUGUUGACAAAACAACGUGUUAUAACACCACCUACUCUCGAGAGUUUCUUCAGGUUAUCUAUGACGUCUUUCAUGUCAUAUUACCUAUCCUGAUCCUAUGGAACGUCCAAAUCAGCAGAACUGUGAAAUGUAGUGUCGUUGGUUUGUUCAGUGUUGAGCUUCUUGCCGCCGGCGCCGCUGCAAUAAAACUCAGGAACUCUGACAAUGGCUUCCAUUCUCACGGAAAUGUCGACUACGUUGCUCGUGGGUAUCAGGCCAUGAUAUGGUCUAUUGUGGAACACGGGCUGUCCACUUUCGCUAGUUCCGUGCUCGCCCUCCGCCCGCUGCUGAAAUUCAAGACGUACAUCAAGAAAAUCGAACUGGUCUGA
Molecule: messenger RNA, 1614 nt
Organism: Diaporthe amygdali
Lineage: Eukaryota; Fungi; Ascomycota; Sordariomycetes; Diaporthales; Diaporthaceae
Exons: 7
Coding region: 1-1614 (537 amino acids)
Source: RefSeq, a predicted model, not a curated record